AUGCAACAUGCAGGCGGAAAGCUCAUCGAACAAACUUAUACUCGUCCGGUCGACUAUAUUCACUUACUUCCUACAGAAUUGUGGCGAGAGAUAUUCCUGUUGACAAUUACUCCACCCAAUUCAACGCUAUCGCUCUCGCCUACAUCCUUCUUCAGUGACGAUUUAUUACCAAAAAACUGGAGAUCUCUCAAAAGCCGUCAGCAUGCGCAUGCUCAACUGCGAGGAAUUUGCAAAAUGCUCGAGACUAUCGUCCUCGAACUGCUCCUAGAAGAUGUCAUCUUCUACUCAUCUUGGGUUAAUCGAUUCUAUUCCGCGCUAGAGAGCAUGGCAUCCUGGACCCGGAAUCCCGGAGUUCUUACUCGGAGAGCCACUAUCCUGUUUCCUGACGCUCUCUACGGCGAUGUCGCAAAGAAUUUUGCUCAGUUGGCGAGGCUCAGUGAAUACUGUUCCAAAUUGAGGACUAUAGCUAUGUUUAUAAACUGGCAUGGACCUGGGGGAUCGUCUCAAAUCAACCUAGAAUGGAUAUCAAACGUCACACAGGCAAUCUUACAGACCCCAAUCUUUUCCACUGAUUGUCUGGUCUCACUCGCUGAUAAGAAUCCAGGAUUAGAGACAUUGGCGCUCAUCGCUGAACGACCGAAAAACGUUCGAGUCACCCUUCAGACUGACGUCGUAUUCCCUCAACUUGGGCGAUUCUUCAUAUCCUGUGACGACGUCUUUUGCCAUCUCUCGACUCCAAAGCUCGAGUGGUUAGGAUUUUGCCUCCGCCAACCAUCAAACCCAGGACUUGCUAGCUUCCUGAGGGACAACUGCACCGGUCUCACCUACCUUCAUCUCGAUAUGCUCGAUUUAUUGGAUGAAGAUCUCCCUCGGAUACUCUAUCUCGUCUACCUAUGCCCCUCUCUCGAGACGCUGUCUUUAGAAGGCUAUCCGGUCUAUAACUAUGGCGUUGAUCCGCUCGAGCCUCAUCCUUCCUUGCAGCAUCUUGUGCUGAGAUGCGAGGGCGCGUAUGAGCCAGUGGACUGGUUGGAGAUGUUUGGGCUGAUCCAUGACGGGUGGCGACCGCUGCUGUCCUUUACAACGAUUACAUUUCGACUCUUUCACCGGAAUCGACAAGGUUUCACCACGUUUGAGAAAGACAAGGCCACUGUCCAGGAGGCAAUUGACGAACGCUGCGGGAAACUGGACGCAGAGUUAGCAUUCGAAGAGGUUCUCUAA
Messenger RNA from Serendipita indica DSM 11827, 1218 nucleotides. Lineage: Eukaryota; Fungi; Basidiomycota; Agaricomycetes; Sebacinales; Serendipitaceae. The record is from the annotation of a GenBank genome assembly.